AUGGGUGAUUACAAUCCUCAUUAUUAUCGUAUUCUGUUCAUGUACAAUCAACAAACAGCCACAUCAUGUCCAACAAUCUAUGUACCACUCAUAUUUCGACACCGCAGCAAGCAUAUAUACAGUUCGGAUUAUGCACAAAUAAAUCGAGAUAUGCUACGAGAUUGGAUUCUGAAUAAGUGUUCGUUCAACUGGAUAAACAUCUGCGAGCAUAUCGCCUCCAUCGAAUCCACAUCACAAUCUGCCUACGAAAUGCAACAACAAGCCAGAAAUAAAAUGCGUGCUGUCCUCAAAGUGGAUGUACACAGUGACGAAGUGAUACAAGGAGUAUCGUUCCGCGUGAAUAACAACGAAUCAGUUCCUGAACAAUUCCAAGUUGUUGUGAGUAAUUUUUGUUUGGAAUACACCUGUGAGACAUUCGAUGGGUAUCGAGAGGCAGUCAGAGGAGCUGUGAGUUUGAUUGAACCGAACGGAUACUUGAUACAAGGUGGUGUUUUGAAUGCAAAAGAAUAUUCAUUUGGCAGACGUCGUUUCAAAUGUCAUUCGUUAUCGAAACAACAACUCGUUCAUGCCUUAAAGGUUAUCAUAGCGCAACAGCAGCCUUCUUAUGGCCUAUCCCUUAAGCGUUUGGCCCUUCCUUUAAAAAUGGAAAAGGAACGAUGUGAAGCAGUGUUACAUUCACCAGAUGAUUAUGAAACUCACUUUGAUCCAGAACAAUAUUUGGCACAUUUCUUCAGUAGGAAAGCGUUAUCGGACGGAACACGAUUAAGUUUAUUCGCAUUACCGACGUUCGCACGGAUGAUUGAGUGCGAGAUGGCUGAGGAUGAACGGAUGAGUCUAUGCGAUAUUGGGUCUGGACCGACCAUUUAUUCGGCGAUUUGUUUCCGAAGCUGUGUGAAGUCGAUAACGUUGACGGAUUAUUUAGCGAAGAAUUUAGACUGUAUUGAUGAGUGGAUGGCUGGUAAUGAAAACGCUUUUGAUUGGACACCGCUGAUAAGCAUCGUUACUAGAACGGAGGGUGAGUGUCCAGUAAGCGAAAAAGAUAUAAGCGAAAUCGAAUCAAAAGCACGUUCGUUGAUACGCUCCGGUGGUACUUACCAAGCCGAUAUCACUCAAGCAUUUCUCUCCAAUAAACACUUCAUGCAAAAACAAUUCGAUAUUAUCGUCUCUGUUUUCUGCCUCGAAUCUGCCACAACUGACUAUCAAACUUACUGUCAGUCUAUGUCCAAUAUGUUGGAGUUACUGCGUCCGGGAGGACGACUGAUCUUGGGAUCAGUGGUGGAAGAUGAUCGAUACAUGAGUGACGAUUCGACUAUGUUCUCGCUGUUGUCACUCACCGAAGAUGAGAUUUCGUUUGCUGCACAACAAGGUACGUGGAUGUGA
Messenger RNA from Anisakis simplex (herring worm), 1380 nucleotides. The record is from the annotation of a GenBank genome assembly. Lineage: Eukaryota; Metazoa; Nematoda; Chromadorea; Rhabditida; Anisakidae.